UCUCUUCUUCCUCUCUUUCUUUUCUCUUCUGCCUCUCGUCUACUUCUUCUUUUUCUUACUUUUUUUUUUCUACUUCCUUUUCUUUGUCAUUUCCUCUCUUCUUUUCUCUCUUCCCUUUUCUUUCUCAUUUCCUUCUAUUUCCUUUUCUUUCCUCUCUUUUUGCUCUCCACUUCUUCAUCUUUUCUUUCCUUUUUUCUUUUUUUUUUCCUGUUUUCUCAUAUGUAUUUUUAAAAUUUUUUUUAUAAUAUGUUUAUAUUUCAUUAACCAACUUUUGUUUCUUUUUUUUUUUUUUGUAGGAAAUGUGGAGAAUUUCAAGUAAAAGCAUUAAAGAAUUUCGGAUCUGCCUUGCUCUGCUCUCCCCUGUCCACCGGCUACUAUGUGGGUGUGUGAUUUUUGGGCAUUUUUCAAUCCAUGAGUUUCCCCUGCAGAAUUGCUGCCGGCUUCUCCCUCCGCCAGGUUCGGUUUUGCAGCUGGAAAAUUGUGGGUUCUUGACCAUUGGUUGCCCUAGCACUUGGGUCGAGUCAUCUGUUUUACAUGAUUUGAGGAAACGAAGUCAAGGACGGAGAGGGGAGUGACAAGUUAGAAGGCUAGCCAUCUUGUAAAGUGAAUAUAGAUUGUAAAUAUAGAUCAUGAUCUUAUAAGUUAGAUUUAAUUGGAGAUUUUAUAAAUUCAUUUAAUGGAU
Rubroshorea leprosula is the source of this 682-nucleotide messenger RNA. The record is from the annotation of a GenBank genome assembly. NCBI's taxonomy places the organism in Eukaryota, Viridiplantae, Streptophyta, Magnoliopsida, Malvales, Dipterocarpaceae.